This is a messenger RNA of Trametes versicolor FP-101664 SS1, 1926 nucleotides long. RefSeq lists its product as uncharacterized. The transcript is spliced from 5 exons. Gene Ontology annotation, biological process: Golgi organization. Gene Ontology annotation, molecular function: protein binding. The record is from RefSeq and is a predicted model, not a curated record. Gene Ontology annotation, cellular component: Golgi apparatus. Bases 66 to 1463 code for a protein of 465 amino acids. NCBI's taxonomy places the organism in Eukaryota, Fungi, Basidiomycota, Agaricomycetes, Polyporales, Polyporaceae.
UCUUGAUAUCAAAAUCUACUUCAAACUGCUCAUAAUACCUGUGGAUUUCCGUCUGGCCGCGCAGAAUGGGUGCAUCGCAGUCCACGGCGUCACAAAUCCCAUCUCGGGCCCUACAUGUCCUCCGUGUUACCCCGUCCUCCCCCGCGUCCCAUACCAACAUAGAACCCUACUUCGACUUUGUGAUUGGAUAUAAGGGCGAUGUGCACUCCUUCAACACGAUCGAAGCGUCCGAGCUGGAACGGAUAGUCGAGAGGCAUGAAGGGAGGAACCUAUACCUUGUCAUGUGGAACAGCAAAACCCAGAGUUCACGCAUUGUCCUCGUAGUGCCUUCACGCGAUUGGUCUUCACCGCAUGCGAAUAUCCCGGACCCCCAGGAGCCCGAGGCCGAGCGGAAGCCUUCUCUGCUUGGCUUGAGCAUGCGCAUGUGCGAACCGGAGUUUGCCAUGGACAAUGUCUGGCACGUUCUGGACGUGCUCGAGGGCAGCCCCGCGGAGAGCGCAGGCCUAGUGCCGUAUGGGGACUGGAUUAUUGGCUGGUCUGGCGGCGUUCUGAGCGCAGAAGGGGACUUCUACGAUGUUGUCGAAGCGCAUAUCGACAAGCCGUUGCGCGUGUAUGUUUAUUCUUACGACUUCGACACCAUCCGCGAGGUGGUAUUGAUUCCCAACCGCCACUGGGGCGGGGAAGGUUUGCUGGGCUGCGUUUUUGGGUUCGGACUACUGCACCGGAUACCACCCCUUCCGGCGGACCGCGAGCCGGGUGCCAUUCCACCGGAGCUCGCCCAAGAUGAAGCGGACGACGAGGAGUACGAAGAACAGCAGCUCUUCGUCCCGGCGGAUCUGCCCGGGACAGCGGAGACUCCCGAGGAGCUCGAGGAACGGCUACGCUGGGAGCAAGAGGAAUGGGAUCGUCAGCAGUCAUACGCGGCAGCGUACGAGCAAGGGCAUGACCAGGCUUAUCGGCCCUCCUCUGCAUACUACGGCGAGGACGACCAUGAGAACGAGCACCCCCACAUGCAUGCGCAUGCGCAUGACGCAGAUUUCCAGCACGGUGCCCACCAGGUUGAAACACCGCACGCUUCUCAUUCACACUCGCAUUCGCACUCGCACGACGCGCACGACGAUCACCACCACCAUGAUCACCACCAUGAUCACACGUCUGCACACGGGAACGGGCAUGCACACCAUGAUCACGACCACGACCACGACCAUGACCACGAUCAUGACCACGACGGGCAUGACCACGCGCACGAAGAUAGCCACGCAGACGAGGACGACAGCCAAAAUGGUGCAGGUGCGAGCGCAAGUGGAGCGGCCCCCGCACCGCCACAGACCCCCGCAGCCCCCGUCCCUCGCCCGGCCCAGCGGACGCCGUCGAUCUCGUUCGCAAGUCCGCGCGCGUCGACGCCCACGCCCACGCGCCCGUUCGGCGCAUACAUCAACGGUGGUUCGUCGCGCCAGUCCUGAACGUUCUCGCACGACACUCAACGCUGCCCCCUUUCUUCGCGCACGCCCAUUGAAGGUUUCGGCCCGGGCAUGAGUCCGCGCACGCCGUCCUGGGACGGGCGCGGCAUCGGGUUUGUCGGUGCGGGCGCGGGAGGACACGCCCGAAAUAUGUCGGGCAGUGGCGUGGGAGGGAGGGAGGCCGUUUGGGAGGGCGAGGGCGACGGGGAUGGCGAGAGUGUGGCGGACACCGACGCGACGGACAUGACGGAUACGACCGACGUCACCUCGCAGGGCAGUCUCACGAGCGUCGAUUGAACGCGCGAAGGAGGGCGUCGUGCCCUGCUGCGCGUCAUCUGUACUGGUUCUCGUCAUCGCUGAGCGCAUGUAAAAUGGUCGAGUUGCUCGUUUGCUAUAGCAUGCGGAAGACGUCGACGUUAGUGUUGUCACUUAUUUCGGACUUUGGGUGGAUAGGGGCAAUCUCCAG